GCCGCGGGCCGGGCGGGGGGCACCGCACCGCACCGCACCGCACCGCACCGCACCGCACCGCACCGCACCGCACCGCACCGCACCAUUCCCCGCCUGCCCUCCAGGAUGAGCCCGGAGUAUUUCCUGCGCUCCUUGCUGCUCAUCAUCCUCGCCACCUUCUCGGCCAACGCCAGCAACUGGCUGUACCUGGCAAAGCUGUCUUCAGUGGGAAGCAUCUCUGAGGAGGAGACCUGCGAGAAGCUGAAGGGCUUGAUCCAGCGCCAGGUGCAGAUGUGCAAACGGAACCUGGAGGUGAUGGACUCGGUGCGGCGCGGGGCCCAGCUGGCCAUCGAGGAGUGCCAGUACCAAUUCCGCAACCGCCGCUGGAACUGCUCCACGCUGGACACCCUGCCUGUCUUUGGCAAGGUGGUAACACAAGGGACGAGGGAGGCAGCGUUUGUCUACGCCAUCUCUUCAGCAGGGGUGGCCUUCGCCGUGACCCGAGCAUGCAGCAGCGGCGAGCUGGACAAGUGUGGAUGCGACCGCACGGUGCAAGGCGGCAGCCCGCAGGGCUUCCAGUGGUCCGGCUGCUCCGAUAACAUCGCCUAUGGUGUGGCCUUCUCACAGUCCUUUGUCGAUGUCCGGGAGAGGAGCAAAGGGGCAUCUUCCAACAGAGCACUGAUGAACCUCCACAACAACGAGGCGGGGCGGAAGGCGAUCCUGAACAACAUGCGGGUGGAGUGCAAGUGUCACGGCGUGUCAGGCUCGUGCGAGUUCAAGACGUGCUGGAAAGCCAUGCCUCCCUUCCGCAAAGUGGGCAACGUGCUGAAGGAGAAAUUCGACGGUGCCACUGAGGUCGAGCAGAGCGAGAUCGGCUCCACCAAAGUGCUGGUGCCGAAAAACUCCCAGUUCAAACCGCACACGGACGAGGAUCUCGUCUACCUGGACUCCAGUCCUGACUUCUGUGACCAUGACCUCAAGAACGGGGUGCUGGGCACCAGCGGCCGGCAGUGCAACAAGACCUCCAAGGCCAUCGAUGGCUGCGAGCUCAUGUGCUGCGGUCGGGGCUUCCAUACGGACGAAGUGGAGGUGGUGGAAAGGUGCAGCUGCAAAUUCCACUGGUGCUGCUCUGUCAAGUGCAAACCCUGCCAUCGGGUGGUGGAAAUCCACACGUGCCGGUGAUGCACAGAAGGAAGCAGUCAUCCCUUCCCCUCUCUAACUGAUCCUGCUUCUCUCUUGCCCUGUGGCCAGGACUGAGGAAGUGACCCAGACGCUGCAGGGAGAGCACAGCUCUAUACAGAGACAGAGCCCCAGAGGAAAACAGAUUUUAAAAGAAAGGAGCAAAAAAAUAUAUAUAUUUAAAGUUUAAAAAAGAAAAAAAAACCAACCCCCCCAAAAAAAGCGAUUGUUGUUAUCUUUUAUUUUGGUCAGUUUGCUUAUUUAUUGCUGAGGCCAGAGCAGGGAUGUACCUGACCUCGUGGCUGGCAGGGAUCUGCCUGCCCUCAUCGGAUGCUCUACACUGACUCCGGAGCAUGGCAAAUGGGAGAUGGUUAAACCUGAGGCUGAGUAACACUAGGGACCGCGUAUCUUCUGUCACAAUCGUUUGUUAUUUGUUGCAGGAGUGCUUUCAGCAUCCCAGAGUACGGCUGGAGCACAGCCAGGACAUGCAGCUGUGAGUGCUACAGAGGAUGGGGAGAUGGGGAUGGGGUGGCACUGUCCAUCGGUGUUAAUCACAAUGCAGGGAGAGCCCAUCCAGGGCUGUCAGUGUACGGAGUGUGCACGUACAGAGCCUCAGGGAUGCUCUGAGGCCUCCUGGGCUCUGGAGAGCUGUUGGAGCAGCUCUGGCAGACACUGUGAUUUACAGAAGCUCCUUGGCAGCUGCCUGGGCUGUCAAGGGACAUGAUGUUCCCACUUUGCUCCCUGUCCCCUUCCAAAGCCCUUUACCUCCCAACCUCAGCAUCUUGCCAGAGACUGCAAAGAGCAGAGUACCUGCAAUCCAAGGACAAGCUGGAGAUGGAAGGAAAUCCCUGGGGAUUCCUUUUCCUCCUUUCCAUAACCUUGCUCACCAGCAUCCCACAGCCAGCUCUCCUACUCCUCCUUCACGUGGUCUCUCCAGAGGCCAUCCUGCACACCCAUUGAGGGCUCCUGGGGACAAGAUGAUACACAGCCCAUCCCCAUCCCAGCCACUAGUGAGGAGAGCAGAAGUACAAAUGGAAGGAAUUGCUGGGAUGGGAGGAUGUGCCAUCCUGCUCCAUGCAGCCUGGUCUACAGCCGUGCCAUGAGGAUAACGUGCUGUUCUACCCGCUCCCACUUCCCCUCUGCCUGGGAUCGGGUUAGCAUAGAGCCCUUGCUGCUGGGCUGCAGGAUGAAAUAUUUGGAGAACUAAUAAGCAGUGGGGCACUGUGAGGGGAGGUGGAAAUUGAACCAGUUUCUCUCUUCCCUCACACAGUUGUCUGAGAGGUUGAGAGGCAGAAGGGAGUAAAGAAAAACCCCAAAAUGGCACCUCAAGCCAAGAGGAACAUCUGCGAGGAGCUGGUGUGGGUGGCACUGCUUUCACUGGGCGGUACUGUGUGAGUGGGAGCUCCACACCUGGAGAUGGACCGUGGUCCAGAAGAGCCCAGAGUUAUGGCCAUCGCCAUCUGGGCUGGGGGUCCUCACAAACCUGCAGGCUUAUUUUUAUUUCCUGCUUCAUCUAGAGAGGGGAAAGGUUAGGGGAACACGCAGACAUCCAUUAAAUCCCGUCUGUGCUGUGGCAGUGAUGGGCUGGGGGAGAGCCUGUGGUCGCUGGAAGGUCUCCAGACAGCGUCCGGCUGGAAGGCUUCUGACAACUGACUUGAUGCAGCAGUGGCUGUGGCUCUGGGGCCAAGCCGCGUGCCUGGAGCAGGGCCCUGCUGGCUUCCCCCACACCACAGGACAAGGAAGGCCAGCACUAAGGGACCUGAUGUCCCCCAACUCCCAAAACCUUCAGCAAAGGGCACCAGAGGGUGGUGACUCCAAUCCAGAGCUGCCAUGGGUUGUGAGCAACUUCCAUCUUGAGCUCAGAGCAGCGCUGAGCAAGGCUUGCCCCUCUCACCUUGGCCAAGGCACAGCACUGAGCCCCCAGCAGGGAUCUGAGCUGCACUCCAUCUCCUUAGGUUCCAAGGCUGUGAGUUCUCAAGUACCAUGGACUGCUCCUCCUCUUCCCAGCUCAUGCAGAGGAGGCCACAGACCUCAGGCCACUAGCCAAGUGUUCUGCUCCUUGUCCAUCUAGGAUGAGGGCCAAAGCUGAACAAGACAAUCCAGAUCAGUGUGUAGAUAAUCGCAGCACAUAUGGGUCUUUUUUUCAAGCUGCAAUGAAAGCUGAGCCCUGUAAAUGUCACCCAGAGAUAGCCUGGCUCUGCAGCUCUCUGGCUCUUCUCAUAACUGUAAAUUUCGGGGAGGGAAGGGAAAUGCCUUUUUUCAUAUUGACUUUGUCUAUUAAAUAAUGAGUUUGUGCUGAAUUAGCCAUGGGGUUUUCUUUUCCUAGCAGUCAGGCUCCUCUGGGCUGUGUUUGUCUUCUCAGGAGCCCUCAGCUCAAAGGAGAGCUGCCCACAGGGUGCUCCCAGCACUGCACAGGGGGCACGGAAUCCCAUCCCCUCCCCAGCCCCAGGACCAUCUCCAUUCCCCCACAACUCCUAGCAUAGUGGUGAAACAGAGGCGUGCUUCAUCCCACACUGAAACAAGGCACAUAGGGCUGCCAGCUCCUUUGUGAUCCUUUGGAUGGAGCCUCUCACAAGGCUGUGCCAUCUCUCUCCUCCAAAUACAACCACAGAAUCACUGAGGUUGGAGAAGACCUCAAAGACCACCAAGUCCAGCUGACAUGGGGAACUCUUGGUGAACGCACUGGGAUAGAGGGUGGAGGAGACGGCACAACCCUGAACAUCCCUCUAAGACUCCACUUGCUGCUGCCUGUCCCAUGCCACCAGUGUCACUUGCCUGCUGUAUUUCAGCCAAGAGCCCAUCCCUAUGCUCUUCCCCAUGCCAGCCCCGCAGGCUUGGCACAGCCCUCUGCCAUCGUCUCCCUGCUGAGCUCAUUCUCUCCUCUGAGGACACAUGGGCCAAAUCCCCACCCCAACGCAUAAACCUUCCUGAUGUUCCACUGCCAGCUCAAGAUCAUCAUGGCGAAAACAGAAUGUCCCCUGCAAGUCCUCUCCACCCUGCGUCAUGGGUAACGCCAUGAUUUUUCUCAUUCCUCACCAACUUCACCACCAUCUCUAUUCCUUCCCUCUUCUGAAAAACCCUCCCUAUGUGUAUGACAAUACACAUUCAGUCUCAGCUGCUCCCUCCUUCCUGGGCUUCACAUUUGCCACCUCCUUGUACUCCAGGCUGAGCAGGACAUGGCCUAGCUUGCAGGCAGAGCUCCUAUUUCUCAUCCAGCUGCCACAUCACCUCAAUGCCCUUUGCUGGCUGUGAACACAUCCCUCCCUCCCAGCAAUCUCAUUCUCCCUCCCCAGUACACUCAGCCACUCUGCUGCCCUCCUCACAAAGUAAUGCGUUUACAAACAUCAGCUCUAGGGAAGGCAGGUGAUGGAGGGAGACAGGGGACACAAGAGGGUCAGACCAGAGAGGAAAGAUGCUUUUCUCCCUGCAUGAGCAGACAGAAGAAGAGACCUCCUUGCAGCUGUCUAUCAUAAAGGAUAGAUCUGGUCCAACAGAGAAGCACUCACACUGGGGAAAGCACUGCUCAGAUGUGCAGCACAGCACUGCAGGAUGCCCAGCGGAGCGGAGCUUUGACAGCAGCACGAUCCCCAGGCAGCAGGAGGGAGCCCGGCCAGCGUUCCUCAGAGAGGCCUCCCACCCCUGCCUGCCAAAAUCCUGCCUUAAGUACAGGAAAAUAAAUUGUGCAACCUGCCUUAGGCUGGAUUGUAACACCCCGUGGAGACUGAGCAGGAGGAAGAGACUGGAGCAGAGCACCGCAUCCCUCUGGCAUCCAGCACCAGGCCCUGCGGACAUCAUGAUGGAUCACACAGCAGGGAGCCCUCCUACCAGGUCCUCACCUGUGUGACUUGGCAAGAAAAUCCUUCCCAGAUCCGACCAUUAACACUUGAGGUUGGCAGUUGAUGAUCUUUUCGGUCCCUUUGUUCUCAUGGCUCUGUCCAGGCUGCUGCAGGGUAAUCUCCAUUCUUUCUGAUGUCUCCUGGGGAAUUUGCUUCAUGGGAAAGUGAGAAACAGGCACCCCAAGCUGGGGGCUGAAGUGGGACCCAGCACACCUGAAUGGGUCAUGGCUGGGCUGCGUGCUCCAAGCAGAGAGGAAGGGCUGGAGAGCCCAGCUGCUCUCUGUUCCAAGAAGAACAUCCCAUGGUUUCAGUCUCAAGACAUCUGAGUCUUUACAAGACAAGUGAGAACCAUUCCAGCAGGGGCGAGUAAGGAAGGGGUUGGAAGAUGCAGUGUCCUGUCUCUUCAGAUGAUCCAGGCUCUAAGAGCUGCGUGGCAGCCAGACACUGCGGAGCGUCAGAUCACUGCCUCCAGCCCUUUCCAAACAAAGCAAGGUUGCAAAGUCAGCAGCCAGCCAGUUAGAGAACUUCCAUUCACCUAUGACUACUGGAGUACAGACCAGGCACCAGAACCAGGGUGGCCACCUAAUAAGUCCAAGCAUUGCCUUGCUGGUCAAGAAACAAGAGAAGCACGAUCUGCUCUCACUACGUGUCAAGGAAAAGUGCCAUGACCCAGAAAGGAAUGAAACACAACCAAAGAGCAACCACAACUUCCCUCUCAUCAAUGGUUUCCACCAAAGAAAACCAAAAGAUGGGGCAUCUGACAACACACGCAGUUCCCAGCCUCAAAACCUCAGCUAUUCUGACAGGCAGAAACUUGGUGCAUGGAAGUUUAUCAAUGAGUGUCUCUUGAAUCCAAGAAAUACAAAAUUUAAAAAGGAUUUUUAAAAGACUGGAAAAGACAUUCCAGGAACCCUGUUGUACUGCAAAAAGUUGCAUGCUGAGCUACUGUGUGAGAAGGAAGAUGUGCAGAAAAUUAAAUGCGGCAGGAUUAUAGAUGUCCUCGAACUCAAAAUUUGGCUAUAAAACAAGAUGUCCAAAGAAAACAUAAAAAACAUCUUCAGAGCAGUGCUGGGGUGAGGGCACUGUGUUUUGUAUGGGGAAGGGAGGGGAGGGCAGGGGAGAGGAGGGAGAAAAAUAGCAUGGACAAGGGACCAAUGGGACAAAAGUAGGAAGAAUACACACAGCCACCACACAACAGGAAGAUGCACGUGCUCAAGAGGACUGGGAUGAGAUAAAUAGGACCUCCUCCAUAAAAAAUGAGCUUUGAGAUGAAUACAGAGAAAGGUAGAGCAGUCACAAUGAAACAGCAGCAGUGGAAGCCAUGCAGAUAUCUCACUCGGGACUUGGCUUGGUGGCAGUGCUCUGCUUUCUGUAGCCAGCUAGAAAAUCUGCGGUCAUUUUAUUUCCACCAAGAAACCCAGAACAUCUGGGAGGGCCUCAGAGCUGAAUUAGAUGCAAAAUAAAUCAGUUGUCUUUUUUCCCUCAAUAAAGUCACCUUGCCAUCUCAAUUUUGCACCUGCCGCAGCCAGGAAAAGUCACACUGAUAAAAAAGCUGGGAUGAUGGUGGUGCACCUCGGAGCCCUCAUCUGGGCUGCCUGCAGAUUUGGGAAGGCAAUGCAUCAGUGAUGCUCUGCUCUUGAACCUUUUACUUUUUCUCAGUUAAAAAAAGGUUGGUGCACACUGUUGUACCUGCAAAGCACACAGAGGUUUGUACACAACCCUGGGCUCCUUGGCCAGACUGAAGGCACUGAUCCUAACCCUUGCCAAGCUUCUCAGCCAACAUGAGCAAAAGACCUACCAGACCUGAGAAAACAGCCCAGGCAAAGCUGAGCUCCUGGUGAGGGCUGAUGCCUGAAGAACAGAGGUCGUGAAAGCGAAGGGAAGGAUCUCAGCAUUGGUCAGUGGUGGUUGUUUCACAGGUCACCCCAGCACGGCAGCCAUUUCCAGCAGUGUUCUCACAUACAAGAACACACUGCAGAUGUUUUCCCAGCCAAACUCAGCUCAGGAGGGUCUGCUCUGCACCCUGACAUAGCAGAGGCCCUGAGCUUAAUUCUGAAAGUGCAAUAAAAAUCCCCUCCAAUAAACAAAUUCACAGUGGUCCUCUCAAUGCCAACCUCUUUGUUUUUCCUUUGCAGCAACCAAUGGGGAAGCCACCUCGAGCUGUUUUUCCCCAUCCUAUUUCUGUCUCCAUCUCCCAUUUCCUUCUAUCCAAUAUUACCUUCCAAAUUCCAGCUCUGAUCCUCGGAUAAUUCGAACAUAUUGCAUUGCUUUAAGAACUGUGUUAUUUUAUCCCUUUCACCUGCCACUUUUCUUUUAGAUAAACACUCAUAACUCCCAACAUAUCACUUUAACUCUUUGACUGUCACUGGAAAUGGAACCAGCUGAGAUUUUCACAGGGGAAAUUCUUUCCUUUCCUUUUCUUCUGGGCUUUGUGCAUUAAGCCAAGCAAAAUCUCACCUGCCUUAGCAUUAUCUUCAUAUCAUUUUACUUAAGCUCUGCCUAAUAAUUUCACCAACUUCUGGGGUUAUUGUAACUGUUCAGAUUGGAUUCAGGGCGUAAAGCUGUCUUAAUCACAGCCUCUCAUUGAGGGCUACUUAUUUCUCUAACGCUUCCUGCCCCAGCUAUCACCUCGCAGGAUUGGCCUUCUGCAUGAGCACAGCAUCCUGGGCUCAGAUGCAGACACACUCCCAGCAGAGCAUGGAGCUUACACUCAUCAUGCCAAUUCUCCAUCCAAAUGCAAUAGGCAAGGACAGCACCGAGAGCAGGAACUGAGCAACCUGAUCCCAAAUGAAACGUUCCUGGCACUCUUUCCAUAUCUCCAGCCCUGCCUUGCUCUCACAGUGAGCUGCUCCAGCAUUAUCUCUUGCACAUCAGUGGUGUCCUGGUCAACCAGAAGCAACUCAUAAUGGUGCAUGGGGGAAAAGUUGCAAGCUAGAAAUUCCUUUUUCUCUCUCAAAAAAAAAUCAAUUCACUCACCAUCUUCACAUCCAUCACCCAAAAGAUCCCCACUCCACCCCUGGGCAUGGCUGUAUGCCCUAUUUAGGAUCCAAAUCCACCUCCUGCCAUCACAGUCCUUCAAAACAGCUGAUCCCCUCAGCUGGAAGCACCUAAAUAUCUGCUCUUUCCCCAGAUUUCUUCCUUCAGGACACUGGAACUGAAGGAGAGUCUGUUUGCUAAGUCAGGAGUUUUGCAGGGCCAUCAGCCACUCUGCACACUCUCUGCAUGAGUCCAUAGCUGCCAGCAGCCUUCCAGGCAUGCUAUGAGGUGAUCAACACCAAACAUCAUCCUGCUGCACCAACACUGAGUCCUACUGAACAUCCCACCAGUGGGACCAGGUGGAUCAAAGCUCAGCACCUGAUGCAAUUUAGAAGCAUCUGGCUGUCAGAGGGUACCCUACAGCCCUCCGAAAGCAACUGCUGGCUCCCUUGCCAUGUGCCUCAGCAGCAUGAGCUAGCAGGGCUGUUGAGAUCCACCCACUUAACCCUGGGUCACCACUGAUCUUGUGUCGCAAUGUCUCUCCCUGAGUCAUCCGUUUCCUCCCAGUGACAGAAAUGGCCUCAAAAGUUUGCACAGAUGGUGCUUAAUCCCAGUUUGGACAAUGGGAGUUUGGGCUUUAAAUGACAAUUUCUAACCAAGAGCAAGGGGGAGGGAGGGAGGCAGUGGGGGGUGGGAGAGGACAAAGGAGAUGGACACAGCCUGCUUUAGUCCACAGAGGCUCAAAGCAAGUCAACAGAGUGAAGACCAAGCUCUUAAUGUCCCCACAGGGACCUCUGCCUGCCCAGGGCUUUCUGUCCUUGGCCUCUCCCUACACAUCCCUGAGGUGGAUGCCAUAGUUGAGGAAAGAUGCUGGGGUGGCUGAUGCCCCUUCCCAGACCCAUUCCAAGGGCACGAUCACAUACAGCAGUUCCUCCAAGUCCUGUCCAGCUCUGGGAAAGGACAUCCUUCAACAUCCUCCUUCCAUCCUAAGGAUGGAGAGCUGAUACCUGCUGUCUAUUUAUCCUCCAUGAAGGGCGAUGACACAGAACGAUGUUGAGGCUGGAUGGCAAAAGGAAGCACCAUCCUACAGAACGUACCCAUGACUGAAGGUCUCCGAAACGCCCAACAUAACACAUGGAGGGGAUGACUCCAAGGCCUUUCCUCUCCUGUCUGUGCACAGCUGGACUCAUGGAAGACAGAAAUAAGAGCCCUUUUGUGUCACUACCCCAUGCCCGAAGCUUCAGCAGGACAGGGUACAAUGAGGCGACAGGCACAGAGGCAGGUCUGCCCUUGUUUGUGCAAGCAGACGCCCUUCUGCAGGGCAAAAAUCCUCCUCUUUCACCCCUCAUCCUUCACAACCCCUUAUCCAAGUCAGAGCACAGGGGUUUAUAGGCAGGCAUGAGAGCCUGAGGAUGGGGCAGGAAGAUGGGACAGGCAGCGGGGGAAGCAUCCCAGCAGGAGCUGCAUAGGGGAAGAGCUUCAUCCUGGAGAGCAUGGAGGGCUGCUAGGACAAGAGACAAACACCAUUCAGGGUGACGCAGGGCUGCCAUCAACCUCCUGGUGCUGCUUUCCUGCUUCUUCCCUCCCAGAUCCCUCUCUCUAACCUAAAGGAGAUGGCACAGCAUCACACGUCCAUCCCAGUUCUCGGGCAGUGCUGGAUCCGGGCUAGGAAACCUCCGCUCCCUGCAGGUUCAGCGGGGCUGACACCAGCAGGAGUGUUAGAGAGCAGUGGGGUCUCAGGAGGUCUGAGCAAAGCAGAGCAGUGACAGCCCCUCCCCAGGCCGUGCUCGCUGUCCCCAUCGCAUGUUCACAUCCAUUCAACAGAGCCCCGCACUUCAGAAGCAAUUAGCAGCCGAGUUGAACUAAUUCCCCGCGUGGCGGGUCCAACACAAACAGCGCGUGCUGGCCUGCGCCCCACACCUCCGUGCACAUUCACUGCUGUGUUUUAGAGGGCCGGGGCAUCCCUGCCAAGAGCAACACAAAUAACCCGCUGCUCCUCCAGGUUAAGAGGCAGCCCCGGAGGCCUGGAGUUUGGUGGCCAGGCCGCUCGCGCUGCCUCCGGCUCCACAGCCAGCAGAAAGGCAGCCUCUGUUAGCAGCCCGGGUCAGAAUGGAGUCAGGCAACAAGAGCUCGAGUAUUCCCCACUCAUCCCUAGGGAUUGGGAGGGAAGGGGCUGGGCAGCCAGGGAGUCCCUCACUGUGGCCCCCACGGAGCAGCGCUUCGGGGGUGAGUGAGAUGGAGUGGAGAAGGCACUUGCAAACAGCACCUGCGGGGUGUUUGUCGGCCCUGUGCAGGCACGGCUGAGACUCCAGCAGCUGAAAUAACAACGGGGGGAACGCUGCCGAGCCCCCUUGCCUCAGCGUUGGUCCUGCUGCCAGGCUUAGGCACUGCUGGGAUGUGGGGCAGUGAGUCACCACACUGUCCCAAGGUUCACUCUGUCCUACCUGGAGCCAUGGACGUUCCUGGGCUCGGUGACAGUCCCCAGCAGGGUUUUGGGAGUCGCCCAAUAGCUCCUGCUCCUGUCUGUAGCUCGUGAUGCUGCAGAGCUGCCUGUCUCUCCUGAAAUGCGUUGUGAUUUUGAGGGCAAAAAGUUAGCAGGGUUCAAAUCACCCCGUGUCCUCCAAAGCACAGGUAUGUUUAAUACCUGACCCUAUUUUAUAGGAUCUCUGCACCGAGGCACAGCCCAGCCCAGGGCCACGCAGCUUUCACUCCUGAGAUCCCUCACAGCAAACCCAGCAGCAGCAGUAGCUGCAAAUAGCAGUGUGAGGGAAAGGGACUCCCACCUAGCAGGAGGGCCAUGCACAAGCACUGCCAGCACCCACAUACCAAGGAUAUAGGGCCAAAGCAGGAGGUGGUCUACAGGGCAAGCUGUGCUCAGGCUCCAAGAAGAAAUAGCAGGACCAUGAAGGGACCCAGGAUCAGGCUGAUUUCCAGUUCCUCACUACUCCAGUACACAUGGCCACUUGUCCCCCACCCAUCAACUAAGCCACGAUGCAGGCAGGAUUGUGCCAGGGGCAUCCACUGCGACAGAGCAGAUGAGCGUUGCUUCAGCAAACAUCAGCCUCACACACCCCCCUAACACACAGAGCCAGGGACAAACCUCUGCCUCCAUAGGACCACUUGACACACACUCAGACUUCUUGCCUGCCUUCCCAAGACCUGUUGCAACACAGAGCCAGAGAUCUUCUCCAGCAGAGCAAUGCUUGGCUCCAGAUGCAUUCUCACACCUGUGUGUGUCCAGGAAACUCAGCCUGCUGCACCAUGCAGGUGAUGGAGAGGUCCUGAGGUCAAGCCAUUAAGCCUGCUAUCUGUUUAAGCCCUUAAUCUGUUCUGUGAUCCCUAUGCACUAUGCAGGAGCCUGAUGGGAAGGAAGAGAGGCUUGCAGCGAGUGAAGCCAUGUGCCUAGGAAUCAAGGCACUCUGAUAAUGCCAAAUGAUGCUAAGGAUGGGGGGAGCUGCAGGAAGGAAGCAGAGAACCUGUUGUUGCAGUAGCAUCACAACAGACACAAGGCUAUGCCUGUGCUUUCAAACCAGCUUUCGGGAGAGAAAUGGGCAAGGAGUGAGCUGGCAAGCAAAGGUAGAAAGUUCAGAGGCUUUUUGGACAGGAUGGUGUCAAAGUCCAACAGACCCAGCUGCACAUCAGAGCCCUGGUUCUUCGAGCUGCUCCCCGAAAUCAAAGUACACUGACACAGCCCUGCCUAAACUAGCAUGCUGGUUCUGAGAUGUUCCCAUGGGACAUCAGAACCAACAGGAGCUCCUCCAGUGGGGUUGUUUUCAUGCUCCCCUCUUAUCAGUCCCCAUCCCCCAAGACCUCAAGCCUCGGUGUUAGACUUUGAAUACAGGCACCACUUAAGUUUUGCCAAUGUGAAAGAAUGCUGCCAAACAGCUCGGGUGCCCCAAAAGGACUCCUGAUCCCCCCAACUUUCCUUGUGUGCCUGGAGGUCAAACCACUGAGCAAGAAGAGGUCUGGUACCCAGCACCCUUCAACACGUGGGACCUCCCCUGCAAACUGAUGCAGAAUCAGGGGGAUAAAACAGUUAUAGCUCUCAGGCAUCACUAUCUAUAUGCUCCCCCCACCCCAAAGGAGAAGUACCUGAUGAGGUUCAACAUGGAUGAAUGUACAGUCCCAUACCCUGGGGAGGAACAAUUGUAUGCAUCAGUGCAGGUUGGGGUCUGCGCAGCUGGAGAGGAGCUCUGCAGAGAGGGGCCUGGGUGUCCUGGUGGCCAACAGGGUGACCACAAGCCAGCAGUGUGCCCUGGUGGCCAGGAAUGCCAGUAGGACCCCCGUGUGCAUGGCACAGAGCGUGGCCUGUAGAACGAGGGAGGUUCUCCUCCCAUCUGCUCUGCACUGGGGAGGCCACAUCCAGAGCACUGGGCCACCCAGUUGAAGGCAGGCAGGGAGCUGCUGGGGAGAGCCCAGGAGGGCUACAGAGAGAUCGGGGCCUGGAGCAUCUCCUGUGUGAGGAAAGGCUGAGAGCCCUGGGGCUGUUCAGUGUGGGGGGGAGAAGGCUGAGAGGGAUCUGAGCAACACUUAGAAAUGUCUGCAGGGUGGGAGGCGAGCGGAUGGGGCCAGGCUCUUUUUGGUGGUGCCCAGAGACAGGACGAGGGGCAAUGGGCACAAACUGAAACCCAGAAAUUCAGUUUGAACAGGAGAAAAAACAUCCUUUCUUUGAAGGUGGCAGAGCCCUGGAACAGACUACCCAAAGAAGUGGGGGAGUCUCCUCUGGAGAUACUCACAACCUCCCUGCUCUGCUUCCCCAGACCCCACUGCUCCAUCACUGGGUGUUGGGAAGUACAGGCUGAACCCAGACACACUGCCCCAAGCAGCAGAGCAGGCACAUCCCUCAUCUGCUCUCUGCUGUAGGCUGACUCCCAUGCACAACAUCCACAGCAGACUGUGGGCAAUACCCUCCUCUUUAAAUACCACAAAAAAUAAACUGACUCUUUUCCAGAGCUACAGGCCACCAGAUAACAGAGCUAACUCGGUUAUCUCCAGCAAGCAAACCUACAAUCUCCUAAGAGAAUGAAUUCAGGCUUGUUAGACAGAACAAUUGUUCUCACACUCAAAUUGCUGUUGGUUGCAGGACAGAAGAGGGGCCAGAAACUGGAGAUGCUUUAUUGUCUGUGUGGGCUGGUUAAAAACCAUAUGACAGAUUAACCCAGGCUGGAGCCACGCCAGAAUGGAACGAGACAGGAGCAGCGUAGGGACCACGGGGCAGGCACUUAACAGGAGUGAGGUCAAGGCAGGAGUCAAAACACAGGUGCUCCUCUGCAAAUCCCCAGCAGAGGCAAAGCAACAGGACAGGCACCGUGACACAGGACCCUGAGGAAAGAGAUGGGCAGAAAGCAGAUCUCCACUGCACCACAAUAAAGCAUUACUGCAAUCAUAGUUAAUUUAGCAUUUUUUGGCUCUACGCAUGCCCCCCUGGCCCUGUGGAUGCAUCCAGGGUCUCAAAUCCUUCCCCCAGGCAGAGUUAGGUGUGCAUCCAAAGCAUUCAUUCAUCUCAGAGCUGGAACGCUGCAGCACUGGAGCCAGCAGACAGGCAGCCCCAGGGCAAACCAUCCUCCAGACAGGGGCCAGGAGCAGGAUGGGCUCGAACAGGGCAUGGGGUCAAAGCUCACAUUUCCAGAAUCCCCUGAGCAACACAGUCCUGCCUCCAAAAGCAGUACUGCUUUACAGGCACAGCAGCAUGCUCUGCUCAGGAUUUUUAAAGAUAUUUUAGUCUUCAAAUAUACAAACUGAAGUCUGGAGGGGUUCUCAAAGGCAGCUCUUUGGGCGACCCAAGUAUCUGCAUCCAUCAAGCUCCUCAGUUACUUUAGCAUUUUGAAUGCUGCAGUGGCAGAGAAAUUCCCAGGUUCCCCAGACAAAUGUUGUUCAGGAGCAGCAGUUUGGAGGAAGCAGCAGUUCUUCUGCACACAUCAGCCUGGCAGAUCCAAGCUCCCUUCCUUUCAGGAAGCACAAGAUGCUCCAUGUGCUUUGCUGAACCAUCAGAAGUCCCAGCUUGCAUGAGGGAAAGACGCUGCCCAAGUCUCCAAGGUCAUGAAAAGCCCCAGAAACUGAACCUGGGAAGAAGCAUCAUUCUGGCAGCACUGCCCUUGCAGGCACAAGCUCAUCCCAUCUGAUUUCACCACAUCCAACCAGGGAAAGAAUGAAGGCUGAGAUGCUGGCAGAGCAGCACUCAGCAUACGUCAAAAGGAAUGGGUGCUUGGGCAGCAUCAGAGGGUGAAAAGAAGCACCUGGGAGGGACUUGGUGCUUUCUGCCCACUCUCCUGUCCCCAUGCAGGAAUUACCCCAUGAGACACAGUUUCAGGAUACAAAAAGCAGGCAGAUGAGCUCCCCAGCAUCCUGGGAGAUGAGAAAACCCAGAGCACAGGGGAAACAAAUUCCCACAUUAAACCCCCUCGCUUCUCUCCUCUUCUUCCUGAUCUUUCUGAACCAGGGCCGGGUUCAGCUGGAAGAAGCCAAAACCAACAGAGCCUGGGCUGCUCCCUGCAGUCCAGCAGCAGCCUGAGCCCAGCUGGACGCUGCUAAUGCAGGCGCACGCUGUUGACGGCGGAGCCCCGGCACAGUUGUAAACAGCUCAGCAGUUUGUACACUCUCCAGUAUUGAUGUUAUACAAAGGAGCUGGAAAUGUAAAUGAUUGCACUAGACCUACAGCCGGUGGCUGCUGGUACAGACCGCCCCCAGGAAAAAAAAGAAAAAAACAUGCAGCCCGCUUCUUGGCACCGCAAACAGGGCCUGGCCCUGGCCAGGAGCAGAGGAACAAACCUUUUACGUGUUUGCCAUCUAGCGGCUUGGGAAAGCCUGCACAGAGGCAUUGUCCUGCAGCACAAAACUCCACCAGGUACAGGACUGGCACACAGUCACAGAAUGGUUGGCCUGAAAGGGGCCUUAAAGCCCAUCCCAUUCCAAGCCCUGCCCUGGCUGCCCCGGGCUCCAUCCACCUCCAGGGAGAGGGCAUCAUCAGACAGCCUGUGCCAAGACCUCCCAAGAUCUCAUUUAAAUCUCCCCUUCUAGUUUAAAACCAUCCCUCCUCCCCUCUCCUACUACUAUCAGAUCAUGAAGUCAGUCUUGUUCAGUCACCAUUCAUCCCACUGCUGUUUAGCAAAGGAGUGAAGACAAGGGCGUUGGAUCAGGAUGCAACUUCAGCUCCUGAGAUAAAACGUCUUGGCAGAAUACCCAUCAGGGUGAGGGGGUUGUACCUACGUGCCUGAACACCCACCCCAGGACAGCUGAAGAGGCCACAUUCAGUAAAGGAAGGAUGCCACCUGCAUUACAUCUGCUUUGCCUGCUUGCAGAAGAGACCAAAUAGUAAGAAUAAUAUUUUCUAUUUUUUCAGUCGUCCGUUUCAAAGGAAAUGGCUUUAACAUUUCCACAGCGUUCCCAGCCAGCUUGGCUGCUAGCUCAGUUCAUGAUCAUUUGGGCUGUACGGGCCUAUGUGGGUCUGCUGCCUCAGAACCCAACUGCAGUGUCUUUGUUAAAAAAAAAAAAAAAGGGGGGGGGACUAAGAGGACAAAAAGGAAAGAAAGAAUAACAUAUGAUACUAUGUAAUAGCACUAACAAGUAAACUGUUCUAAUUUUUACUGAAGUAAUAAUUCCGAAGGAGGAAAAACAAAGUUUGUACAGCUGUAGUUAAGGUUGAGCAAACAUAACACUAAUCACUUUUGCCUCACCUCUUGGAAAAGGCUCUAGAACAGUGCUGGAAUCUGAAAAGGGAAAGAAAAAAACCCACAAACCAUAAAGUACCAAGUCCCAGCCUCUGGGAAAGUUCUGGCAAGCUGGUGCUGCUUCAGCCCCACCGAGGGAGGGAUUGCUUGUGGCCAAAUCUCCUGCCACUAAUUGCUGGCCCCUCAUGGCACUGCUCCUGGACAGGGCAGCAGCAGGUGCCUCACUAUGUAAGGGAGCACUCAGGAGGCAGCUCAAGAGAACAAGGAACAAAACUGGGCCACGGGGAAGAGCAGAGAGGAAAGCUGUGUGGGGAAGAAGGAAAGAAAGCAAUCAGACACACAACAGGCAGAAGGAAGGGGUUAAAGGUACCACAGAGAAAAGGGUCAGGAUAUAUAGGGAAGGCAAAGAGGCAAGCAAGACAUGGAAGACGACUGCCAGUAGAAAAUCAGCAGGAACCUUCCACUCAUCUCCUCUGGAUUCCCAGGGAUGACCUGUGAGAGCACAGGGCUUGUGUGGGACAUUGCAACAGGGACACACUCUUUAGAACACCAGGCUGGUCUUAAACUGCUCCUUUCAGGUCAUCAAAACUUGGCUAGUAAUCUGUAAGGAACAGGGAUAAGCAUUCAUAGAGGAGAAGGGGAAACCUCACUCAACUGUAGAACCCCACAGCUGACCCAGACAUGAGAACCCUGGAAUUUUCCCAUGGGCUCUGCUGAUGUCAGGGCCAGGCUCAUAGCAUCUCACUCAGACCUCACUGCCUUUAGUCCCUUUCAGCCUCACCCACAGCUCCAGCAGCCACCACCCUGCACUCAACAGAAGCACAACAAAGCAGGAAACCUCUGUCCCAGAAGCUGGACUGGGUCCCAGGAAAAGCUGCAAUAAAGAGAGGAAUAACAGUGCUGUCGCUGACAGGAUGGUGAGGGGAGUUACAAGGGCCCCCAGGACCCGUGGACCAAACCAAGCAGCAGUGAGAAAUUCCAGAUUAUUUCUUACAGCCGACUCCAUCCUCAUGCGUUCUCCUGCUGUGAAGUAGGUGACAAAUUACCAUCUUUGUUAUUCAAGCACAUACCAAAUCAGGGUGAUCAGUAUUUGUCAAAUAAAGGAAGAAAAAAAUACAUUGUGCAAAACAUUUCCAAGUUUAUUUUAACAGGGCUUUAAAAAUCAGUCAGUGCCAGGUUCAUAAGCACCUCUUGGGAAAAUUGGCCCUGGUUUGCCAUAAGAGACUUAUUUUUCUUCAUCUUUAUUUCCCCCUUUUCCUUAACUGAAAGGAAAUAAAGCCUGCUGCCUCCAGGAGCGCAUCAGUAUGGAUGCCAGCCCAGCAGAGGACAAAUAUUAAGCAGCAAACGUCAAAUCCCUGCCUGGGGAUGGAAGUCAAUAUACCAGCUACUUGAUCCUGCAGCAACAACAGGUUUGUCUUUGCCUCACCCUGCACCAGCUCCCCAGAUGCUGGUUGUAACCUCAGUGCUCUCAAAAAGGGAGGCUCACAGCAGCCCUUUGAAAGCUUCACACCUGCUGGGAAAUCUGACCCGUAUCUUCCCCAGGGGUCAGGCAUACCCAAAGCACACAUGGACAGCAGCCCAGAUCUGUCUGCCUUGGAUGAACACCCAGCUUUCCUGUGCUGGCUAAAUGAGGUAGCAUUUUCUCAGCCAUUGGCACAAACCAGCUCUUCCUCUUGCAAGAAAGCCUCCAAAAUUUCAGUGACCAGAAUCCUUGCAGAAGCACUAUGGCAUCAGAAAACACAUCUCUUACUUGAGGUCAUCCAGCUCCAGGCAAAAAUUGGAGCAGCUUUAUUUGUAUGAAUGCACACGUACUCCUCUCCCUACCUGCCAUGGGAAAAGACAUGGGACCCCCAGGGCACACAAGGAAUAGGGAACACAGCCCAGGGAGCAGAUGUGGGAUCUCUCUUGUGACUGAAAUGUGCUGGAGACUUGGGAAAGCAUCACCCCCCAUCCUUGCAGUGACGAGAGGAGCACCAGCUGUGAGGUCUCUGAAAUGAAGCUGCAGUGGAACCACAGUGCUGCCUGCCAGGGAGCACAGCUGGCAGCUCCAUCACACACACAGUUGGCAGAAUGGAUCUGUCACCUUGAGGAUGACAGGACAAUGUGAAGGAAGGAGCUGACUGUGCUUGCCAGCCAGGAAUGAGGUAUAUGAAAUGCUCCUCGAAGGUUAAAGCAGUCACUUACCUUGCUGAAAGACACCAGUUCUCAAGCCUCACAUGAAGGCGCUCCUUGUGAUCUUCCAGACAUCACUUGGUGUUUGUUUUACCUGUGUCAGCCCCACUGUGUCCAUGGCAGCAUUUAAAAUGAAUCACUUCUCACACUAUACUGACUCUUUUGAUUUCAAGAAGGUACACAGCCCAGAACUGGGACAGGCAGGUGAAAGGCCAGGCAAACAACUCUUCCAGAAGUCAUGAAGUAGAUCAUCCUUUGUGGAGCUCUGCAUGCUUGCAGCGUUGGCAUUUCAAGUUCCCCCUAGGUGCUUAGGUGGCCAAUGGUAUAGGGAGGGAAGAAGGAGAUCUGGGAAGCAAAUGACCCAAACUAAGACUGGCCACAGCGAAUGGGUGUAGAACUUUUUUUUUGAAGGUUUUUUUUUUUUUGAAGUUUUUUGAAGUUGAGGAAAAGAGAACCAACUUCAAACCAGCAGAGCACCACAAAGGGAGGAGCCAGACAGCUACACACUGCUGCUGCUACAGUACUUGGCAAGUGAACCACGCCACCCACCUGAUGCUCUCCAAAACAUUCAUGAAGAAUCAAAGGCUGCAAGUUUCUCCUGGACAAGCUCCUCCUUUCUGUAACUGCACAGCUGGGAGCAAAGGGAGGUUGCAUCUCUCUGAAUGACAACACAUCCUAAGCUCUAGGUGUCAAGCUUAAUUCAAGAAAGACACAGAGUACCCUGCCUGUAGCCAGCAGAGCCCACGUUUCCAGGGCUGUAAAUCAGAUCAAGUAACCCUUCCAUGAGUGUGUGUGUGUGUGACAGAAACACUUUCCCUUCCAUCAUACAAUUACAUAUACAUAUUACUUCACAGGCUGAUGUCCUUCUACACAGUGAGUGAUGGCAGAUCAUUAAUAUUCUGGAUCUGUACAGAAACCUCUUAUUAUCCAGAAAAAAGCAAUCGAUUUCAGUGACUGUACCAGCAUCAAUGCUCGUGACUCCUCUACUAGAGGGUGCCUCCAGAUGUCACCCAUCUCCAUACAGUCUAUCCCAAGUAACUGCUAUGAGGAAAAUCCCACCCCUCAGACGCCCCAAUAGGCAAGCUCACCUCUAAGCAGAGCCCAGAAGGUGCUGCUGUAAGCCCUUCACCCCACAUGUCCUAUCUUCCUACACCUCACCCAGCCAUCCCCACACAGAACACCAAGCUCUGUGGCUCUUCAGCUGCUUCAUUCAGCCCCACAUCAGGCUCUACCAACGACCCACACAAUCCAGGAGCACUGCAGGCCAUGCAGGAGGGAUGCCCACCACAUCCCACUCUGUCAGCUGCUGCGGGUACAGCUCAGCCCCAGAAGCUGCUGGGCCUGGUGCAGGCAGCACUGGGCCCAACACUGCAGCAGUUCUUACAAGUGGCUGACAUCUUCUCACAGGCUGAUCUUUCACUUCAUUCAGUCCAAAACCACCAGAGGGCAGCUUGGAAUGUAACUAUUUGUGGGCUGGGAGCAUUAAAUACUUCACUUCCUAGCACUGAAAUCUUGUUUGCCCAGCUACUACUCCAAAGUAACUCAAAACACAUCCCCCUGCACAUCAUCUGUCCCUUUAGAUGGCUCUGGGUGGGGUAAGCAGAGCAAUAACAGCUCAGGGAAGUCUACGCUCUGCUGCAAAGCAAUCCCAGUGACCUGCCAGCACCCUGGGCUCUAUCUAUUUGUUGCUUAGCAGUGAGGCUCUCCCUCAAAACAAUUCAGGCCAAAGAGCUCUCCUUGGGGAAAGAAAUACUUUGCUAGUUUCCAGGAGCCACCAGAUAAGGAGUGAGCAAACACAAAGCUGAGAAGCAGGCAGAGGGUACCAACAUCAGCCUGGGCCUAAAGAUAAUAAGUCUAUAUUUAAGAGUUAAAAUAAGAAGUUUGCCAACAGCAUUAGGAGUGUCACUUCCCUGCCCCCUAUCCAAGCAUUCUUUGUAUGGGCUAAAGGUAUUUUCUAAUCCAGGCUUUUUAUCCAGGUCCAAGCACGUAAGGUUUCUUUCUAUCUUAACCUUGCUACAGCAAGCAGGUGUUGGCCUGCUUGCAUCAGCCUGCAGAGCAAGAGAGGAAGGCUUGGACUUGCCAGCAUGUUUAUGACUGGGCAGCAGGAUCUCCAGUUAAGAUAACCUGUCUGCUAAGCUCCAGCUCAUGCCCCGUUACCAGCUUCUUGCACAACCCUGGACAAGUUAUUCAGGCAGGAUCUCACAGGAGUCACAGCCAACCAGCAGAUCCCUGAUUUCCCAGCCUGAGUUUCAGGAACUGAUUCAGCUCACAAAAGGACAGAUCACAACAGGAACUGAGGUAACAAACAAUCACCAGGAGAAGACACCUUUAUCCUUUUGCUAGCUAGAACUAAUUUAUUCUCAACUUAACUACUUCUGGAUUCUUCUUCACAGUUUGUUUUUUUUUUUUACAUAGUACUUUCCUCUUAUGUUCUUGAUCCCCUCUAAGCAACUUCUAAGUCCCUAACAGGAAAGUAUCCAGGCACCCAGGGGCUCAGACCAGGGGCUGAAGAGGAGCACCAGUGAGGAAUGCUUCUCUGAGGAAGUAGAGCAUGGGUGGGAGGGGAAAGCAAAGCAGCACACCUCCCCAGCACAGGACCCCAGAAGCAGCCCACGUGACAUAUCUGCACAGUGAGAAGCUCAUUAGAACAAGUUAAGGCAACAGGAAGGCUGGGUCAGGGGCAAUGCUGACACAACAGCUCUCUCAAUUCCCACUCACAGGCUGUUUUUAAAAGGAGGCAGCUGCUACCAGCUGCAAAAUGAGACCAAGAUGGUGGCCAAGUAACAGGACAUUGCUGUCUCUUGGGAACGUGCCAAAAAUCAGUCUGUUUUUAGCUGUGUCUACAGGAGCAAAUGGCAGAGACACGAAGAGCAGAUUUGCCAAGUGAAACCAUACCCAACAGUAACACCAGGCUUUUUCCAGGGGCCCUACAAGCCAACUCCAGCCAGGUCCCACAGACACAAACCCCAUAAGCUGCUAAAGGACAAUACCCAAUUCAAAUGUGCUGGAGACUCAUUCGUCAUCUUCUCUGUGGGACCACAGGGACAGUGUCACACCUGAAAGAAACACCGCUGAGCUGCACGAUGGCAGAGAGAGGCUCACUCUCAGGGGGCUCAUAGGGGCAUUUUCUUCAUGUCCUUCCAGCCCAAUUCACAAUCAUAAACCUAACACAAGCCCAAGCAGCACACUGCAAAGACACUCUGGGACGGUAACUAGAGCACAUCAUAUACAAGCAGCUUGGAGAUUAGCUUCAGAAGCACACUGAUCUGACCUAACCACCAAGGAGGCUGCAGCUUGUCCAAGCUCCCUCCUGAGAGCCCACUAAGAAAGAAGAGCUGACAUGCUGACAUAUGCUGACAUACCUCAAGCAGGGUGCAAACAACAGAGAGGACCAUCCCCAGGUCAGACAAGGUAUGUACUGCUUGGAAAGCCCUUUAGACAACAAUCAGCAUUUACUCAGCAAUGUGUUGCUAUUUGAGAAUUGCCAAGAAACAUACUCCUAAGGAGCCCAGAUGGCUCAAAUGGUGCUGGUAAAGAUAUAUGCAGGUACACCUCAGAGGUAGGUGUGCUUCUCUUUUCUUACACAAUACAAUACCCUUGUUUUAGUAAAGGCUACACUUAAGUAUGAUGCACAGCACUGAUAGCAAGAAUAAGCACAUUACUGGGAAAGAGAGGGAAGACAAUGAAAGGAUAUGCCUGAAGAGAUUAACAUCUUCCUGGGAAAGCAGAACUCAGUUUGUCUCCCCAUCCAUCUCCCAGAAGCUUAAGAAAAUAGUCUCCAGCUGCAUCUAGAGCAACAACCUUCACAGCAAGCACAUCUUUUAAUUAUGAAAGACCCCCUAAAGCUAAGCUGCCAGAGCAAACACCACAGCCCCUGCACUGUCCAGCAAGCGUUCUCCCAUCAAGCCUCUCAUACAGCUCAGCGCUGUUUCUUCCAAGGUGUAAAACAGCUUCCCACAGCCCCGUGGGGAAAAAAAGAGAAAGCUCUCACCUCACUAACAUCGCUGGUGGCACAGCACAGGGACACUUGUAGGAGAAAAAUCAGCCACCAGUUUGACGUGAUCUUAACAUCACCCUGAGCUACAACAGCUGUGCAGAAGAUGCUUGCACCAGGAGCUACAGAAACAGCAAGGUUACUUUAGAGCAGCUUAUACAGGGGAAUUUCCACACAUUAACUGAAUCAGCAAGGAAAGGACAGAGCAUAUGAGUGAGCUCAAGUUAUCUCCUGCUACGGAACACAACUGUUCCCCUGCAGCUUUCUUCUCAACAGUUACCAACCCUAGAGUACAACCUCCUGUUUUGGCUUUCUGAUACAAGCACGUCCUCAGCAAAGGGGCAGGACUUUUCUCCAGGCUAUGUACUGCCCAUUAGUUGAUAGCCUUCACCUCUGUCAACAGGACAGCAGAAAAACAAGCUGAUUUAUGCCAUUUGGCACCACAGCACACGUUUACAAGACAGAGCUGACCCAUUCAGACUGUGUGUGUGCUCCCACCUCCCCCCAAGGCUUCUACUUCUGUUCUCCUAUCUCCUUCCUUGCAGUGAUUUUGGCAUCAGUCUGACCACAUAAUAUAAACAGUGGAGUCUACUAAUUCAGUAGGAAAAAUAUCCUGCAGGGUGUUACAUUUCUGUGCAAUUAGUGACUGUAAUCUUUGCCUGGUACAACCAAACAGAGCGAACGUGAAGGAUGGUGUGUGAGCACGCAUCUAAAGCGGGGAUGAUCACUGCUCCAGAGACACCAAGCAGCUGCUAAAGAUGCAGAGCCACGUGUCUGGAGUCACCAACAGAAACAAGAGCUCUGUUCACAACCUGCUUUUACACAAAACUCAGUUAGCAUUAGGAAUUAGAGAUUCUCAUGAAUCCACACAAGAGCCAAUUCCUCGUGCAAGAAAAAAGGUCAUUUAAUAGCAUAGUUACACAACUGCAGGAUUUCAUAAAGAGACUGCUGCACAUCCCAGCCAUUGGAACUGAGCCAUUAAGACAAGAACCUGCUCUUCAGUGUUCAUUCAGCACUCAGUUCUUGGAGAAGACUCAAUACAAAUCUCACAUGCCUCCCCAGAAGACUUCUGGCCCUUUAUAAGGGACAGUAUGAACACAGGGAGCACUUAGUCAACAGCCUGCUCAGAUCAUGCACUUACCUGUCUACUGAGCUGCUAUGGGAACAGCAGGUAAGUCCUACUGCAAAAGCAGUAACAUGAGACAAUCACUGCUCACACCACGUACUGGUUUGCCACACACACCAGUACCAGUGGAAGCUCCAAGUAUUCCUGACUACAUUCAAUAUCUUGGCUUUCAAAGCUGCCAGCUGAAAAUGGUGAUCCCAAAAGCAGUACAUGAGUCCCCACCACCACUUCCUGCCAUUUUGCCAAAGCCUUCAGAAUGCCUUCAGGUAGGCAGGGAGAUCAUCAUCAAGAAACCAUCACAAGCAGCUCACAGAAGCUGGCCAUGCAGGGUGACCUGACUUGGAAGGGAUCUCACUACUGAGCUCAAGAAGGAGAACAGUAUGAGAAAAGCCACAAGCUCUCUGCACUUCUCCGGCCAGUUCUAGUACACUGUCCUCCCUCUGGAUGGCACACAGAGCUUUCAGCCAGUCCUUCAAAGUUAACACAACACAAUAAAGUGGUUUUCCCAUCACCUUAUGCCUUCAGAACUAUCUCCAGAACAGAGUUUAACCUUGUGACAACUUCCAGCAAGCACAGGCUUUUUGGUUAACCAAACGGACCUGGACGAAAGGACUGGCACAGGUCACUGCCAGAAAAUACUUGCAGAAGACUCAGCUACAGGCAAUUUCUGUGUAAGUUUGUAUCCAAUACAGAAGAGGCUUGGCAGGGUAAGCCUGCUACUUGAAACCGAAAGCCCUAAAGGAUUCUCCUUCCAUUUCAGAGGAAAUCCCCUGCUUAAUUUCAUGCAAGGAGUCCUUUGGUCAUCAGACUGGCUGCUGACUUUAGACAUGAACUGGAUUUAGCAAGGAGAAGAGUAGGAGCCCAUUUGUGCCUGCUGCCACCAGCACUCAGCUGUGAGCACUGCACACACCCAGCUGUGCUUCCAACUGCAAGGCAAACACAUAUAGCCAGGUGCCCCCAGAGCAACUGAAAAUCAAAAUGCAAAGCAGAACAGCAGCACUAAUUGACGGAAAGUUACAAGUUCACCUUUUACACUGAGCUUUAGAUUACAGUACCCACAAGUCAGUUCCUUAAAAUAAAAACAGCCUUUAAUAAAACCCUUUGGAAUGUGUUUUAGUAAUUAACACAAGUUACACAGUGACACUGCAAGACCUUCUUUCUCUUCAGAAUACACCUACAGGCACAACAGAUGCUGUGCGUGUUGGAGCAGGAGGUAAGCAUCGCAUCACUUGCUCCUGUCUGAACGUUUGAUCUGCCCAAGAACAGGGAGCAACAGGAAACUCUGACAGAAUACUCUCCAAACAGAGGAGGGGAGAGACUAGCAACAUCCCAAAAGCUACUUUUAAUAUUGGGAACAUGUACAUCACCCCCCUCAGCUAAGAACCACAGUCUCCCUUCAGAUUUUGGUAUGAUGGCAAUGAUUAUGUCACAAAUCACAGCAACCUCAACAGAAUUUAGGCCAGCAGCAUAGAUGACAGAAAACAGGAUCUAACAGAAUUAGGUAUUAAGGAAAAGCCCAUAUUAACUUGCAAGUUCACAAAGGAUAAAAGCCAUACAUUUUCAAGUCCUCCACAUUCAAGAGAAAGACUAAAGAAAUAACUACCCGCAGGCAGGCUUGUGAAGAUAUUUUAUGUUUAAUACAUCUGAAAAGAAUGCAUAUACAAAGAACUUAGACAUGAAAAAGCAUUGGUUCAACACUAAUGAGUUGACAAGAAAUUGGAGUUUGGGAAGAUGGAGAAGAUUCCCUAAGUCUUUUCCCUAAAAGAAAAACAAUUUAACUUGCAAGUCAAAAUGUGGUUUUUGGUAAAGUCCCUACAAAUACUGCUGUCUACGCAAAGAUCCUGCACACAAUCCUUGUUGGGCUGGAACCCAUCUUACAGCUUCAAGGUUACUUAAAAUGGAGAAAAAGGGGAUUCCCUCAACUGGUCCCUGCAUGGUGCCAUGCUGAACACUAGGAAACCCUCCCCACAGUUCCUUCCUACUGACAGGUCUGUCUUUCAACCUCUCCUUGAAGGAUGCCAAACCUUUGUAGGGAGAUGCACCACCAGGGCCAGCUCUCAUUCCAAUACAUGCCAGGUUCUUUCAGUGCAUCCAAACAGCAGUGGAUGUGCUGAUCAUUAGAAGCAUUUCCUCAAAUAAGAAAGGAUUGGCAAAAAGAUGGGCUUGUUAAAAGCCAACUGAAUCAGUUGGGCACGCUUUAAAAGGUGCAGUUAUUUCUUCAUCACGUGACCAAAAGCUCAUGAAGUGACUGACAAGUUAGUUUCCAAGUCUGAUGGUGCAUCCAGGGAAAAGGAUUCUUCUGUUCCUAAAACUUUAUAACUUAGAGGACGGGGCAGAAAUUUAUGACUUGCACAGUGGGAAGCCAGGAGGAGAGAGAGAGAGAUACAAGGCAACUUCAGAGGAAAUGCAGAUACAUUUUCUACACUCCUCCUUAGAGGAGCACCAGCUUGGGACAUCUUACUUUCCUGUAUUUGUCUUUAGUAUGAAAGGCUGUUCACACACGGGCUGCUGGCUGGCUGCAGAACAGCCCUAGGAGUUCCUGAAACCAGAACUAAGUCUCGCCAGACCGGCAGAAGGGGCAAGGCUUCAGUAAAACAGCCUAGAAUUAGUCUGUUACAGAAAAAAGUCAUGACAAGCAUGCCUGGAUUUUAAACAAAAAA
This is a messenger RNA of Phasianus colchicus (ring-necked pheasant), 25589 nucleotides long. It is a transcript of the gene WNT4, whose product is annotated as Wnt family member 4. NCBI's taxonomy places the organism in Eukaryota, Metazoa, Chordata, Aves, Galliformes, Phasianidae. Gene Ontology annotation, biological process: multicellular organism development; neuron differentiation; cell fate commitment. Gene Ontology annotation, cellular component: extracellular region. Gene Ontology annotation, molecular function: cytokine activity; frizzled binding. The record is from RefSeq and is a predicted model, not a curated record.